Molecule: messenger RNA, 2401 nt
Organism: Aegilops tauschii subsp. strangulata
Lineage: Eukaryota; Viridiplantae; Streptophyta; Magnoliopsida; Poales; Poaceae
Molecular function (GO): protein binding; mRNA binding
Source: RefSeq, a predicted model, not a curated record
AUGGCCGCCGCGCCGGUGGCGUCCCCCUUCCCCACGCUCCCCUCGCCCUCCCCCACCCUCAGCACGUCCGCGCGCCGUCUUCACGGCCGCGCGGUCCCGCCACCAGCGGCGGCCGCCUCGCCGCGCGAGCAGCAGCAGCAGCAGCAGAGCGCCAGGGGCGCGGCGGGCGCGGGGGAAAGCAGGCGGCGGCGGGAGGAGGAACAGGCGGAGGCCGCGGCGGAGGAGUUCGAGCGGCAGCGGAAGGAGGAAGUGAACCGCAAGAUCGCCUCCCGGAAGGCGCUCUCCAUCAUCCUCCGGCGCGAGGCCACCAAGGCCGUCCUCGACAAGCGCGAGCCCGGCAAGGGCACCCGCCGCCUCCUCCCCCGCACCGUCCUCGAGGCCCUCCACGACCGCGUCGCCGCGCUCCGCUGGGAGUCCGCCCUCAAGGUGUUCGAGCUAAUGCGGGACCAGGUGUGGUACAGGCCGUACGUCGGGAUAUACAUCAAGCUCAUCACCAUGCUCGGCAAGUGCAAGCAGCCGGGGAAGGCGCACGAGCUCUUCCAGGCCAUGGUCGACGAGGGCUGCGCCCCCAACCUCGAGUCGUACACUGCCCUUGUCUCCGCGUACAGCAGGAGCGGCAGCUUCGACAGGGCUUUCUCCUUGCUUGAUCAGAUGAAGGCCACCCCUGGUUGCCGGCCCGAUGUGCAGACAUACUCGAUCCUCAUCAAGUCCUGCUUGCACGCCUAUGACUUCGACAAGGUGAAGGACUUGCUGGAGGAUAUGGCGCGCGCGGGUAUCCGCCCCAACACCGUGACUUAUAAUACUCUCAUUGAUGCUCAUGGGAAAGCAGGAAGGUUUGCUGAGAUGGAGUCAACUCUUCUUGAGAUGUUGUCUGAAGACUGCAAGCCUGAUGUGUGGACAAUGAAUUCUACUCUGAGAGCUUUCGGUAGCAGUGGUCAGAUUGAGACAAUGGAAAGCUGCUACGAGAAGUUCCAGGCAUCUGGUAUCUCCCCAAACAUUAAGACCUACAACAUUUUACUUGAUUCCUAUGGUAAAGCCAAAAUGUAUGAGAAGAUGGGAGCAGUGAUGGAGUACAUGCAGAAGUAUUACUAUUCUUGGACAAUAGUCACAUACAACGUAGUUAUUGAUGCAUUCGGAAGGGCCGGCGAUCUUGAACAGAUGGAAUACAUCUUUAGAUUGAUGAAAUCAGACCGUAUAAAACCUAACUGUGUCACCCUCUGUUCAUUGAUUAGAGCAUAUGGAAGGGCUGACCAAGUAAAGAAAAUAGAGACAGUGUUAAGAGUUGUUGAGAAUUCAGAUAUCACGUUGGAUAUUGUGUUUUUCAACUGUUUGGUGGACGCAUAUGGGAGGGUGGGGCGCUUGGCAGAGAUGUGGGAUGUUCUCAAUAUGAUGAAGGAAGAGCAAAUAAGACCAGACAAGGUAACCUGCACUACCAUGAUCAAAUGGUUUCUCGUCAAAGGGAUUGAUGAUCAUCGUGUUCAGUACCUGCGUGACCUAAAAGAUGGGCGAUCUACAGAUAACAAGUAGGUCUGAACAUUAAAACAGAUACUCCCUCCGUUCACUUUUGUAAGACCGUUUAGACAUUUAAGACAACACCCAAAACAGUUCAAUUUCAGCUGUCUAAAACGUCUUAUGAAAGUGAACAGAGGGAGUACUGAACUUAUGGGUUCUGUUCUCUGCAUUUUUCUCCAAGAAGAUGGAAUGACCUGCGUAAAAGCAUCACUCAGUUUGCCCUUUGCAAAGAGGCAUCAGUCAUAUUCUUCUCUUUGAUGCCCUUAAGGAGAAACUUGAGUGUUACUGAAUCAAACAUUUGUCCGUGGCAAUUCAGAGGCACAAAAAUUUGCCUUAGAAGUUCAACAGCUGAAGUACAGAACUCUCUGGUAGCAUAUGUCAGAUAGCAAAGUUGCCUAUGGUUAUGGCAUCCCAAGAAUGAGUUGAUGAUCGCAAAUGAAUCCAAACUGGCUUUGCGAUUGAAGGGAAGUGGACAAGAGAGGAAUUUGAAGCCCUCCGUCAGUAGCUAUGAGUUUCGUGACAAUCAAAUAGAACUACUAGCGGUGUGCUGGUGACACUCUUCAGAUUAUGCUGUGUCUUGUGUCUUGAUGUAUUGCUCUUACAUCUGUACAUGACAUCAUAUGUCCUGCUGGCUUACGCAAAGAUGGAGAGAAGCUUAAUAUGCUAACAAAAUCAAAUGUUGUAGUGUUCUACCUUUGAAUUUUUGGGAAAUGAUCUAGUUGAUUGUUUGGUACUUCACCUAACAUUGUUGACAUCACUGUCCUGCAAAAAAGGAAACUGGCACCUAACAAAUAGACCGAGGAAUUGUUGUAAAUGGGGAUUCUAUUCUAUCUUGACCUAUAUUCAACAAAGGCUCUAAAGUUUAUGGAAUGGAAUAUUGUUUGUGGAA